Molecule: messenger RNA, 1144 nt
Organism: Ornithorhynchus anatinus (platypus)
Lineage: Eukaryota; Metazoa; Chordata; Mammalia; Monotremata; Ornithorhynchidae
Gene: SOD3
Product: superoxide dismutase 3
Exons: 2
Coding region: 212-946 (244 amino acids)
Biological process (GO): removal of superoxide radicals
Molecular function (GO): superoxide dismutase activity; copper ion binding
Source: RefSeq, a predicted model, not a curated record
CUGCUGACCACACCCCUGGUCCAGUGUGACUUAACUUGCACCAGCAGCCAGACCCCCUCAGACUCCGCCUGGAAGCCAACCGGCAAAGUCCACUGCGCCCUUUGCUUUCCACUGCAGCCUGGUGGAGAGCACACCUCGGCCAGAGCUAGAAAGGAGCUCCCGCCCGUCCCGUCCGCUCCUCGCGCUUGGCAGGGUCCCCUCGGGGCUCACCAUGUCCCCCACCCUGGGCCCCGCCCUCAUCCUGGCCACCUGUGCCUUCUGGGCCGCCGCAGGGCAGGGCGCGAACGGGGAGGACCCGGAAAACCAGGUGAACGCCAUCUACCAGAAGGUGACGGACCUGUGGAACAAGCUGUACAUGGUGAAGCCGGUGACGGCCAACGGCAGCGACGAGGAUCCGGUGUACGCGGCUUGCGAGGUCAAACCGUCCUCCAUUCUGGAGGCCGACCAGCCGCGGGUCACCGGCCGGGUGCUCUUCAGGCAACAGUACCCGGACGGAAGGCUGGAGGCCAUCUUCGACCUGAACGGCUUCCCCACCGUGGGCAACGGGACCGGCCGGGCCAUCCACGUCCACAAGUUUGGGGAUAUGAGCAACGGUUGUGAUGGGGCUUCUAGUCACUACAACCCCUUCUCCAAACCACACCCUCAGCACCCGGGGGACUUCGGGAACUUCCUGCCUAGGGAAGGCAAGAUCAAGCGUUACCGGACCAACCUGCUGGCCUCGCUCUUCGGCCCAUACUCCAUCCUGGGCCGCUCCAUCGUGGUGCACGAGCGGGAUGAUGACCUCGGCAAGGGUGGGAACAAGGGCAGCCAGGAGCACGGGAACGCCGGGAAGCGGCUGGCCUGUUGCGUCAUCGGGAUCUGCGGCCGGGAGUCGUGGGAUAAAAAGGCCCUCGAGAUCAACGAGCGGAGGAAGAAGAGGCGGGAGAGCGAGUGCAAGACGGCCUGAGCCCACCCGCGGCACUUCUCAUAGUUGCUCAACUCAACUCAAUAGUUGCUUUCACCUCUGCACUGGGAGCUGCUUUGCUUCUUAGGAAACUCCGUAUGCCCUAUAUUGCACGAUAAAAGGCAUCGAAUGGAAAUGGCAACUUGCUCCUCUGUUCCCUCCUCCUCACCCACAAUUAAAGAGAGUUUCUAUCUAUCGAUU